GGUUUACAUUCAUUGUUCUGUGGUUCGGUUCACGGAGUUAAAAGUAUGUAUUUUUAACCUCUAUCCACUGGACCAAAUCUAGGUAAAUCCAGCUAAAAUACAUUCAUAGCUCAAAGAUCAGGAGGAUACAUGAGAUAGCUCUCCAAAACAGUUCUUCGAUAUUUGAAGCGAACCCACAAUGAUAACUGAAAUUGCGACUUUUGUCAACGACUGGCAACACCCGACCAUUGAGCGAAGAGCCACUUGAAAACACCAUGCCUUCAGCCAGUCCCCUCUAUAAUUUUUCCGGUAUAAAUAAUGAGAUAGAUUGUCCAUACAGAAUUCCGUCCAUCGAGGCUCAGAACGAUACUCGAUAUUCUUCCAAUAAUUACGAUUCUCUCCAAUCAUUAAGUGCCAUGGCUGACCAAAGCUUUAACGGAAUAUUUUCACCAAACUCGCCAAGUUAUUCUUCACAUAUCCCAGUGACGUCAUACAGCAGCAGCACACAGAGUGUCACGUCAUCUCCAUCGCCAUACUUCACCACAUCAGAAUAUAAUUGCAUGUAUAAUAAUAAUCUACCCAAUCAGCGACGAUCUUGUGAAGGGUCCUCCAAUGACAGUCCUUUCCAGACAGUUUUGUCCAAAAAGGGAUUCCAUGGCUCCAGAGAUGAUGUGUUUAACGAACAAGAUCAGUUGUUAAGUUGGACACGGAAACACCCAGAGAACUGGAGUUCGGAAGAGGUUCUAGAUUGGCUCAUUUAUACAGGCCAAGAAAAGGGCCUCAACAUGUCUGAAUUACGGGCAGAAGCAUUCCAGAACUUAUGUGGAAUAGAACUUUGUCGACUAAGUGUCGAAGAAUUCAUUAAUCUGGAACCCAAAUAUGGCAAAUCUCUGUAUGAAAUGCUGAAGCAUCUAUUAACUGGACUGUCGUUCCAAAAGCCAGUUGAUAUUACUGCAGAUUAUCAAGAAUUGUCACCUUACAAUAACGGUAAUAACAACCUCACAUCAUCUCCCGUUAGAAGCCAUUUUGGUAGUCCUGCUUAUCACACCAUGACAAACAGGAAACAGGAACACUCAAAUUAUAACGGUUAUAAUAGUAAUACCGAUGUUUACUGGAAAACUGAGCGACAAGAACCAAUGCCUUGUGACGUUAUUGAUAUUGGUCCCUAUGAUUUUGAUGUCAAUGAUCACCCGGCAGUACCUCAACCAACCGUAGACCCAUGCAGUCCAGAAUUUGACGCUUUUAUGUCCGGUUAUCCCAACACAGCACCGGUUAGGACUGCUUGCUGUUUCCCAGGCAGCACAUAUCCACAGGCAUUGCCUAGGAGACGACCCGGUCGCCCUAGGAACAAGAGUUUACCCGGAGACGAAGAGUCCAGGCCACAUAAAGACAAAAAGGCAAAGAAUCAACAUUUGUGGGAAUUCAUUUACGACUGCUUGAUUAAUCCUGCCUACAAUCCACAAUUUCUCCGAUGGGAAAACCAAAGAGAGGGUGUCUUUAGAUUCGUCCAAUCCGAAGCCGUAGCACAACUGUGGGGCGGUUUCAAAAACAAUGAGAAUAUGACGUAUGAAAAACUUAGCCGGGCAAUGAGACAUUAUUAUAAACGAGGCUUAUUAGAAAGAGUAGAGGGAAGAAGAUUAGUGUAUAAAUUUUCUCGCAAGGCCCUGGAUCGCGCGCGUGAAAAACGUCACAUAACCUUGUGAGAAACGUCACAGUUUUAAAAGAGCGUUUGUUUAUAUUUAACAGUGUCAAUGUGAUAGUGAUUGAAAACACCAAAUGAAGCUCAAAACAGGGACACUGACACCGAACUUUAAUAUUUUGGGCAGCUAUGUGUGGUGUGGUCGUGUGGUGUCGAAUGUUUUGUCAGGUGUUAAGUUUAGAUACUUGUUUCCACACGCGCACUUCAAUCGGAAUUAGAACUUUAUCGAACGAGUCCGACAAUAGUGCUAAAAUACCCCCGUGAUAUCUUACACACCCCCUGUGAUGUAAUUCGUAAAGCUCUUAUUGGAAAUAUCAGCAGCAAAUGAAUUGAGACUGUUCUGGUUAUGCAGAAAAUAGUUGUCUUGUCCAGAAAUGACGAAGAAUAUAAAAUAUGGUUAAUAAAAAGAAGAAAAUGGAAAUGGUCAAAAAUGUAAAAAAAAAACAAAAACAAAGCUAAAAUAAAGAUGACAAGAACAAGAGUGUAGAUGGUUUAAAUAAAACAAAAUGUCGAUGUUUAAACGAAGUACAGAAUGCGAAUGACUUGUGUGACAAGAUAACAAACUCGAAGCUGAGAAAUGUGGCUUUCUAACAUGACUGUUUACUGCUGGUUUACGAAAAUGCGAUUUUUCUUUGUUUUUUAAAUUGUUAUUCUGGAUUUGUUAUCCAGAGGCACGCUGCUGAGUCAAAAACAUCGUCGCUAGUCAUAUUUUGUAAAUAAAUGUGUGUGCGCUGUAUGUUUUGUAUAUAUAUUUAACUUAUUAAAAUUUAGCACUAGUAUACUAGAAAAAAGAAUCUAACAAUCGUUGAUAGGAUCCGAUGACUAA
Messenger RNA from Patella vulgata (common limpet), 2504 nucleotides. Its product is annotated as ETS-related transcription factor Elf-3. Bases 255 to 1682 code for a protein of 475 amino acids. Gene Ontology annotation, biological process: regulation of transcription by RNA polymerase II; cell differentiation. The transcript is spliced from 9 exons. Gene Ontology annotation, molecular function: sequence-specific DNA binding; DNA-binding transcription factor activity, RNA polymerase II-specific. The record is from RefSeq and is a predicted model, not a curated record. Lineage: Eukaryota; Metazoa; Mollusca; Gastropoda; Patellidae. Gene Ontology annotation, cellular component: nucleus.